Messenger RNA from Vittaforma corneae ATCC 50505, 1320 nucleotides. RefSeq lists its product as uncharacterized. Gene Ontology annotation, biological process: proteolysis. The record is from RefSeq and is a predicted model, not a curated record. The transcript has a single exon. The coding region runs from base 1 to 1320 and encodes 439 amino acids. Lineage: Eukaryota; Fungi; Microsporidia; Nosematidae. Gene Ontology annotation, cellular component: cytoplasm. Gene Ontology annotation, molecular function: metalloaminopeptidase activity; manganese ion binding.
AUGCUCGAAAACGAAGAGCUUAAAGGUUUUCUGAAAAGUGCCACAGCCUUACACUCACUAGGAAAAGUCCAUAGUUACAAAAAUUUUGUACUUGUUUGUGUAGGCUCAAAGGAGAAUCCACAAAUCAGGUUCAGUGUAUACAAAGCUAUGGAUGAAGUGUACAACAGGUAUUCAGGUAGUGACAAUAUAUUGGCACUUGAUGGCAAGUACUCUGGUGAUGCGUUGUAUGCCUUGGUAAUGAAGAGCUAUUCGUACCAGUUCUUGAAGAAAAAGACUGAACUGAUCAAAAAACUUAAACUUUACUGCCCAGAAAACAAUGAAAUUUGUUUGAAAAUUUUGAAGAUUGCCAAUGCUCAGAAUUUUGCCAGAUUUCUAGGAGACACGCCAGCCAACCUAAUGACACCGGUGACGAUGUCAGAGUAUAUAAAAGACUACUUUUUGAAUGAGCCUAUUGAUUUAAAAAUUUUUGAUAAAAGCUUUUUAGAGAAGGAAAAAAUGAAUCUAGUGCUUGCUGUGUCACAGGGAUCAGCAGAGGAGCCUAGGUUUAUCCAUGCCAAAUAUUUUGGUCGUGACUCCACCCAGAUCGAUUUGGCUAUGGUGGGCAAGGGUGUUACUUUUGACACAGGUGGAAUUUCAAUCAAACCCAGCAGGGAGAUGUUCAAGCUCAAACAGGAUAUGAUGGGUGCUGCCAUUCUUACAUGUGUCUUGAAGCUAGUAUCUCAGCUCAGGUUAAAAGUUAAUGUGUCGCUCACUUUGCCUUUGGUGGAGAAUAUGCCAGGCGCAUCAGCUGUAAAGCCAGGCGAUGUCGUUAAAAGCCUAUCUGGAAAAACCGUUGAAAUUGACAAUACGGAUGCCGAGGGCAGACUUAUACUUGCCGACGCAAUAACGUUUGCUCAACGGGACAAUCCAAAAUAUUUGAUUGAUGUGGCCACUCUCACUGGUGCAGUCAGAAUAGCGCUUGGCAAUGUGCAUGGUGCGUAUUUCACGGAUGACGAGGCCUUCAGUGACUUGAUCUACCAAAGUGGCAAAGAAGCCAACGAUAUCAUCUGGAGACUGCCUCUGUCACCCUUUUUCGAAGAAAAUUUGAAAAGCCCCGUCGCAGAUAUUUGUAACAUUGACCGAAGCCUAAGUGGUGCGGGUGCUUCAGUUGCGGCGAAUUUUAUUAAGAGUUUUGUCAAUAAAAGCGUUAUUUGGGCACACUUUGAUGUAAGUGGCAUACGAAACAAUCAUUUUUUGAAGACUAUUUUUGGAGACCAAACAACGGCCAGACCACUUGCGAGUUUGUUUACUCUUGUGGAAAAUCUCCAUAUACAUGAUUAA